UAUAUUCUACUCUAAAAUACAGCCUACGUUCAAUAUCGCAGCUAUAAAGCUACAAGCAAGUAUCACUAGGUGUUAGCUCUUGGCAUACGGCAAUAAUGACCAGCUACAUGGAUAGUAGACGAAACUCUGCCCCUAAAAAUGAUAUUGAGAAGUGUGUUCUUCAACUCUCCGAGACCCAAACCUACAUCAGGGACAAGGAAAAACGGCUAACGGAGGAAAGGGAUAGGUUCGAGAUUGAAAAGGCGAGAAAUGAGCAGGAGUUGAGGCGCGCUGUGGAAAUACACGAGGAGCGCGUCACUGCAGCCAAGGACGGACUGAAGGAGGAGCGAAAAGCGUUUGAAGAAACUAAGACUGGAGCUAGUCCGUUACCUGUAGCCGAAAAGAAAACGCACAUAAUAACGCUGAAUGUGGGUGGCGAAAAGUUCUGGACAGACAUUCGCACCCUACAAGGCCAGCGCGAUUCUAUCUUUCCUGACCUCAUGAAGAAAAUCGGCGAUCGACGGAAAGAUCGUAACGAAACCUGCGUCUUCAUCGACCGCGACAGCAAACACUUUCGCUUCUUCCUGAACUACAUGCGACAGGGAGAGGAAGUGUUCCGUUUAACGGCGCUUCGCGGCAAAGAUACUGUAGACCUGGAAGAAAUGAUAUGCGAAGCCAGAUAUUACCGACUAAACGGAUUUAUGAAGCUGCUGGAGCGCCACAGAGUUCGACUCGUCCAUAAGACACCUACAACCUUUGCAAAUCUUGUGGGAAAGAAAUAUUUCAAGCUUCCAAUUAAUCUCAGUCUUCAAAACCAACCUCAUGAAACAACGCAGCAGAAUCUGUUUAAGAAUAUGAACAUGGCUGGAAUCGAGUUUGAAUGUGUCCACUUCAAGCACAGUGUCUCUUUCGAAGGCAGUAUCCUAGUCGGCGCAAAGUUCAAAAGGUGUCGAUUUGAUGCGAUCAUAGAUUUUACCGAUGCCGACAUCACGAAUGUUAGUUUCGACCAUUGUGUUCAUGCAACUCCCGAUCGGUUUAUGAUGGAUGGUGUGGUAGCUGAAAAGUGUAGGGUGACGUUUAACCCACCUGUGGAUCUUUCAAAGUACUCAAUUACCUACACAGCAUAGUAGAGUUUGUGGACGACGUCAUGUAGCUAUUUUGUAUACAUAGCUGGGCCUUUAGUAAACUACCUCACGUUUGAAAACACAAAACAAAACAGUUUCGACAAAUAAUAUAGCUCUAUACUUUUGUGUAUCACCUAUAAUACACUUGUGCACUAUGCUUAUAGAAAGUAUAUUUUGAAACUAUAAGAUGUUUUGGGAUGUAGUCAUUCCUUGUUGCAUGGUGUUAUUCACCAUGCAGGAUGGAACAGGGGUGGAGUUGGUGACGGUUCCCUGGGUGUUCUCACAGACGUAGAAGUCUGAAGCCCAGCCUGACACAUGCACAUUGUCGAGGGUUAUCCCGCGGCAGGGAUUCGACUCUGCACAGCGCAGUACACCUGCAUUGAGCCACCCGUUAUCCGAUGUCACAUUCUGGAGUAGGAUGUUGGUUACGUUCACCAGGGGUUGCGGAGGCGGCCAUAUCCCAUCUCCUCCUCCGUCCGGCUCUUUCUGCUGCUGUGGACCAAUGUAUAUGGGCCAGAGAAUAGGAUCGUGGAUGCUGAUGUUCUGAUAGUUUAUAUUGUCGAUGAUCCCAAAUCCGUCCUUACCAGAGUUGGUCUUUACAUAGAUGGCCUUUAGAGGGUUAGUGAAUUCCACGUUUCUGAUCCAGACGUCUCGAAUGCAGUUUAUGUCAGAGUCAGGUGGAACCGAGCCGAUGCUCAUUCCAACACCAAAGAUGACUUUAGCGCCGUCAACAGUCACGUUUUGUGUGCACCCGUCAGUCAAAAGCUUUCCGGGUUUCACAGCGACGACAUCAUCGAAAUUCUGACAGGUGAUAUUCUUGAUGAGGAUGUUCCUGCCUGAUGGAUCAAUCCCGUCUGUGUUGAGUGGGAACAUGGGAAGAUUCCAAGCCCCACUACCAGAUGUAGAUCUCUUGACCUUUGCCUUUUCGAGUAGAUCUCGCUGAGCUGUGACAUCCACCCAAAUAUAAAUGUCGCGAACAAUGAGGUCGGUCAUAUUUGACAGGUGGAAGUGGUAGCGUGGAGAGUUGUAGACUCUCAGGCUUUCCACCACAACGUUUGUACAGUUUGUCAUUUCCACCAUAUUCGGGCGAGUCUUAUCGAUGAAAUUAAACACCGUGUUUACCCACCAUUUGUAGCCCUGUCCUCUAAUGGCACCCAAGUAAUGUCCGGUCAAGACAAAGUCCUUGCAGUUCUCGAUCUGCAGAAUGUUGAGGUAGUCGUUUCCGUCGUACGGCCAGGCGGUGAUGUUGGACACAGCGAUCAACUCGCCCUCUAUCCAGAGCUGGAUCCCGUCGGCAAUGUCGCUUACAACUGAGGAAAAGGUGUAGUAGUGUGAGUAGCGCGGUACGAGGACGGCUUCACCGGGAGCAGCUUUCUGCAGGGCCUCAGCGAUUGCGUGGCUGUUGCUGACGGCAGCGCCGACGGACGAGUCGUUGGCGAUGGCUCCGUAGCUGUCAAUAGAGACUACUGUGAUCCCUGUCGCAACUUCAAGACUGAGCAACUGGAACGCCAAAGCUACCAAGAUAACGAUGGAGGUCUUCAUGACGAAGAUCGGAUGAUGAGCAAAAAGCCCCCAUCAGCCCCACCUUCUAAAGUCACGUGAUCAAUAUUUGCGCAUGCGCAAAGCGAAGUAAUUUGCCUUAGGGGAUCGGAGAAAGCACUACCGACCGCAUACGUCGCGCGUUGCCGGCGGGGACCCUUGGCGCUGAGCUGUCAUGGCUACUGCACCGACAUCCGUUGAAACGUUGACCACAGACGAUGCCAUAAGUCUACUGGAAGAGUUAUUGCCAGCACACACACAUUCAUACCUCCUUGGACUUAGACUGGGGCUGCCUGUUCACGUUGUCGACGGUAUUUUCGCGGCGCACCUUCAUCCCCGCGAUCGCCUGCUCCACAUCUUGAUAGCGUUCUUGAACCAGGAGGGGGCGCAGCCGACGUGGGGCACCGUCGUGCAAGCUCUCAGAAGUCCAGCAGUCAGUCUGUUUCAACUGGCCAAUAAAUUGGAGGCGACACACAUCUCUGACUCCACUGCUACCACACGUAAUGCCCCUACCACAACCACUGAAACUACUGUCUAUGAGGCCGGAAUGAGGGGUCCUACUAUGGCUUCUUCAACAGGGAAUGACUCUUCUUUGAAAGUUGCGACGAUGCAGCUAGCCUCCUCUCGGCCAGAAUCUCCCAUUCCAGAUCCUCUGACAAGCCAGUAUGUACAAGCAAAGAUCAAGGCAUUUGAAAGAAGGUUCAACAGCAUAAAGAGAGCCAGCAGAUCUAAUCUUGAGAAGAGAAAGGUGUCCGUGAAACAAGUUGCGGAUGCUCUUAUGGAUCUCCCAGUCGACGACAUGGAGGAACACAAACAGUUCCUAGAGAGUCACCUCGGUGUUCUUUACCAGGCGCACGAUCAAUCGGAGCUCUUUGGAGCACUCAGUUUCAACAUGAACUACCUCUCUUACCAGCUUCUCGACUACGUUGUCUGCGAGUUUGGGCUAGAGGUGAAGGAAGAGAUGGAGCGGUAUAAGAGCGACCUGCGGAGGUUCAGGGAGUCGACACCGCUCCUGUUGUUCUGUCGGACCCAGAGAAAGAGAUACGUUGAGCCGCCGUCACGGUUUGUGGAGGUGGUGGCCAAGUUUGAGUGGCCAGAAGACGUCACACUCGAGGUCGUGGAGCAGUUUAGACAGGAGUACGCCUGUCACUACAAUCUCCGUGAGUGUGCCAUGAUGCUAGCCGAGAUCCGCCCGGGUUCAUUUGUCAUUGCUUGGUUCAUUCCUGACUGCAUCGUUGCCACGUUAAUGUCAAACCUUCCCGAAGGUGUCUUAGAAAAGUAUGCAACAGCUGAACUCCUCGUUGCUGGAAAACUUGUGUACGCCACUGAUGAACCAAAGAUGAAGCAGGAAGUGGAAUUGGCGGGCAAAGGAAUGGUACUGGACUCUCCCGUAGAAGAAAUAUCUGGACGUGCACUAUCCAUGUGCAUAGGCACACGGCCAACUGAAAGUGAUUCCGAAGAUGACGAUGUUUCAGAGGAAGAGGAGGAAUUCAAUCUCACGGAAAAUGAUUGCCUCUUUGUGAACAGGCCAAGCCAUGAACUAUUCUGCCCAAUAACAACUAAUCUACUUCUCCAACCACAUCUCACGUCGUGCUGUGGCAAUCACCUCUCCCAGGAGGCUGCUUUGAGGAUAAAGAAAGUUGCAAAAGCAUGCCCAAUGUGCAAUGCAACUCAUUGGGAUACAAUGCUAAACAAACACUUUCGACGUCAGAUCAACAGUUUGAGGAUGUUUUGUACCUACAAGGCAAGGGGUUGUAGAUGGCAGGGGGAGCUUUUACUGUUGGAGCAUCAUGUGAGGUCGUGUGCUUUGGCAGAAGCUCCUAUCACCACUGAACUAGGCCACUACAUUACCAUAAUCCCCUCCAAGCCCAAUGCUGUAGAACACUACCAUGCACUUGAAGAAAGUACUCUUCGAGAACUUCCACUGAAAGACGACCUGCAAGAACUCCUUGAUGACUUUGCGUGGCAAGCCAGUGAAAGGAGCAUGGUCAUCCCGAAGCAUCACAUUCAGCUGCAGGAUCUUGUUGGUCAAGGUGAAACUGGCAUAGUUUACUGUGGAUACAUUUAUGGGGACUUUGUUGCUGUUAAAAUGUCUAAAGCACUAUCAUCAACUGAAAGUAAAAAGCAACUUGUGAUGGAAGCAAGAAUAAUGCUCAAUUUGAAUCACCCGAACGUCAUGCCACUCAUUGGGGUUGCCCUGGAUGAAGAGAUGCCCCUACUAAUCAUACCUUUUAUGAUUAACGGGACUCUACUUCAUUACUUGAGGAUAAACAAAGGCUCUUUGUACCACACUCAAGAAGCCAUACAUGAACAGGUGGAAGUGGCUAGAAGGUCAUGUCUGGAUAUGUGCCACCAAAUAGCAAAGGGGAUGACCUACAUUGCUCAAAGUGGUGUCAUUCAUCGUGAUGUUGCAGCACGAAACUGCCUGAUUGGAGCAGGUGGACGUAUUAAGGUGUCUGACUUUGGAAUGGCCAGUAGAGAGAGGUUCAGAGGGUUACUAUCGAGUUGCCUCUGGGAAGAGGGAGAAAGUUCCAGUCAAAUGGAUGGCUCCAGAGAGCAUUGAGGAUCAUAUCUACACCCACAAGACUGACGUGUGGUCUUUUGGUGUGACAUGCUGGGAGGUGUUCACUUGCGGUGCUGUUCCCUAUCCUGGACUCAAUCCACUGAAUGUUCCAUGGGAACUAAAACUUGGCUGCAGACUGGAGAGACCAAGCAGUGCUGUCUGUUCUGAUGAAAUAUGGAGCAUGCUGCUGCGGUGCUGGUCUGACGAUCCAAAAGAUCGGCCAAACUUCCCCACACUUAUGGAGAUAUUGUUCAGUCUUCUGGACAGUGACCCCACCUACAUCAACCUCAUUUCCUAAAGACUUUUUCUGUUUUGUUGACAUUUUCUAUAGUAUAUACUAUGCGUGGGUGUAUCAAAAGUACCACCUGUGCUAUAAAUUCCAUGUUGCAAAUGUUUGUGAUAUAUAUGGAAAAUGUAGUAUGGUUUCGAAUUUUCACUCCAGAAUGCAAAACGGCCCCCACUCGGGAGCGAGUGUCACGUGAUCCUGUCGCUCUAAACUCCCGUGAGAUACAGUGCUG
Messenger RNA from Geodia barretti, 5723 nucleotides. Lineage: Eukaryota; Metazoa; Porifera; Demospongiae; Tetractinellida; Geodiidae. The record is from the annotation of a GenBank genome assembly.